Conger conger (European conger) is the source of this 2805-nucleotide messenger RNA. RefSeq names its product integrator complex subunit 9 (gene ints9). Gene Ontology annotation, biological process: snRNA processing. The transcript has 17 exons. Bases 381 to 2357 code for a protein of 658 amino acids. The record is from RefSeq and is a predicted model, not a curated record. Lineage: Eukaryota; Metazoa; Chordata; Actinopteri; Anguilliformes; Congridae. Gene Ontology annotation, cellular component: integrator complex.
UGUGCGUCUGAAAUAUUUGCAGGUAUACGUAACGUGCUUGAAUACGUUUAGUUCAGCUUUUAGGGUUAUUAAUCACAAGGUAUCUAGCAUUAUGCUAAUGCUAGUACCUACGUAUUACAGUGAGGAUAAAAAACGAACUGGUCUUUUCAUAAACGUGCACUAAUGUUUUCGUUAAAUACAUGGAUCACAUUGAACACUACUGAACAUCCCGCUUGUUACUGAGCAGUGAUUGGUUAUUUGCCAUUGGAGAGUGACGGAACCGCCAAUAGCCGGGAACAAAUAUACAUUGGGAAGAAUUAUACGCUACACCAGUAGUAGUUUACGAAUAGGUUAGCGCAGUGUAACUAAAACAAUUCGAUGCCUACUAGAAAAUAAACAAAAUGAAAUUGUAUUGUUUAUCAGGUCACCCGACACUGCCCUGCAAUGUGUUGAAGUUCAAAUCCACCACAAUCAUGCUGGACUGUGGGCUCGAUAUGACCUCGGCCCUGCAUUUCUUACCACUUCCUUUAGUGCACAGUCCAAGAUUAUCAAGACUCCCUGGAUGGGUGUCCAAAGAUGGAACUGUUAACUUGGAAAAAGAGCUGAAGGAGUGUGCAGGCCGGCUGUUUGUGGAUUCUUUGCCCGAAUUCUGUCUUCCCGAGAAAGAGCUGCUGGACUUGUCCACCAUCGAUGUCAUCCUGAUUUCCAAUUACCACUGCAUGAUGGCAUUGCCCUAUAUCACUGAACACACAGGCUUCACUGGGACUGUCUAUGCCACAGAACCCACACUCCAGAUUGGGAGGCUGCUGAUGGAGGAGUUGGUGAACUUCAUGGAAAGGGUCCCGAAGGCACAAUCUGCUACCUGCUGGAAGAACAAGGACAUUCAAAGACUUCUCCCAGGCCCUCUGAAGGAGGUUGUUGAUGUGUGGACUUGGAAAAAAUGCUACAGCAUGCAGGAGGUCAACUCUGCUCUCUGCAAGGUCCAGCUGGUGGGCUACUCUCAGAAAGUGGAGCUUUUUGGUGCAGUGCAGGUCACACCACUGAGUUCUGGCUACUCAUUGGGCAGCUCAAACUGGAUCAUCCAGUCACAUUAUGAGAAGGUGUCAUAUGUCUCUGGUUCCUCUCUCCUCACAACACACCCUCAGCCUAUGGACCAGAGCUCGUUAAAGAACAGUGACGUCCUCAUCCUGACGGGCCUGACACAGAUUCCCACCGCCAACCCAGAUGGCAUGCUGGGAGAGUUUUGCAGUAACCUGGCCAUGACGAUCCGUGCUGGGGGAAAUGUCCUGGUGCCGUGCUAUUCCUCAGGUGUGAUCUACGAUCUGCUGGAAUGUUUGCACCAGUUCAUCGACUCAGCCAACCUGGGCACAACUCCCUUCUACUUUAUCUCGCCCGUUGCCAACAGCUCCUUGGAGUUCUCGCAGAUCUUUGCAGAGUGGCUCUGUCAGAAUAAGCAGUCGAAGGUAUACUUCCCUGAGCCACCGUUCCCCCACGCAGAGCUAAUCCAAACAAACAAGUUGAAGCACUACCCCAGUAUCCACGGCAACUUCAGCAACGAGUUCCGUCAGCCCUGUGUGGUGUUCACCGGACAUCCCUCCCUACGGUUUGGGGACGUGGUACACUUCAUGGAGCUGUGGGGCAAGUCCAGUCUCAAUACCAUCAUCUUCACCGAGCCAGACUUCUCCUAUCUGGAUGUCCUGGCCCCCUACCAGCCCUUGGCUAUGAAGUGUGUGUACUGCCCCAUAGACACCCGGCUCAAUUUCCACCAGGUCUCAAAGCUUCUUAAGGAAGUCCAGCCGCUGCAUGUGGUGUGUCCAGAGCAGUACACCCAGCCCCCCCUGUCUCAGGCCCACCGUGCAGACCUCAUGCUGGAGCUACAGCCCCCUCCUAUGCCUUACCGUCGCUGUGCUGUCCUGGGCCUGCCCUUCCGUCGCCGCUAUGAGCGCAUUCAGCUGCUGCCCGAGCUUGCCAAAUCUCUGGUUCCCUCCGAGGUCAAACCUGGCAUCUCCGUGGCAACUGUCUCUGCAGUCCUGCAGUCCAAGGACAACAAGCAUAUGUUGCAGCCUGUACCCAAGCCCGCCCCUGCCCCGCCCAGUAAGAAGCGGAAACGUGUGGUGGAGGAGCCUCCCGAGGUACUGACCCCAAAACCACUACUGAGUGGAGCUGUGCCCCUGGAGCACUUCCUGGCUACCCUGAGCAAGCAUGGCAUCACGGAGGUAAAGGUGGAGGACACGGUAGAUGGACACAUCCUGCACCUGCAGGCAGAGGACACGCUGAUCCAGCUGGAGGAAGAUGGGACACACAUAGUUUGUGACAACAAUGAACCACUGCGCACUGUCCUGAGGGACCUGGUGCUGCGCUUCCUGCAGAAGCUGUGAGCCCCAAAACAUUGCCAUCCAUUCUGGCCGCAAAAGCCAUACUCCAUAUUUCAUUCUGACUUGAGAACUAAUUCUGAAUCCUAAAAUUCAUCUCUGCAACCAAGAACCGUCACCUCACAAUUAUGGACUAUAAACCCACUCUCCUCACCAGAUUCGAGUGCUGUAAAUUGAAGUCCUGUGUAAGCACAGGAUACCCCCAGUUUCACCCUGACCAGAGAGCUAUGAAUUCUGAAGUAGAGCUGUUGCUGUCAACCUCACAGCUCCAUCAUAGAAACUUUUUGAAGGUUUAUUCUGCAAAAGGAUUAUUUUGAGGCUCCAGAAAAAUGUUGGUGCUGUAAUAGUAUAAUUCUGGCCUCAUUUUCAAUUGCUCUCCCUCUUAGUUUCUUCUCUUAAUUGAUAUUUUGUCCUUGGUCUUUGUACUUAAAAAUAAAAUUCUUAAAAAUUUUUA